GUAGCUUAAAACCCUGAUAAAUCCCGGUUCUUCAGCCGCACAUGCACACUCAGAUAUUCGUUUCAACGGAAUUUCAAAAAUCAGCGAUGGAUGCAGAAGCAGCGGGUAUGGAAGAAGGGAAGGACAUGAAAAACAGCGUGAUGUGUCAGUUGACUGACCCAGAAGGUACGCCUCUGGGACCGUCGAUGUACCUCCCGCAAAGCGCCGGCCCCAAGGAACUUCAGCAAAUAGUCAAUCAGCUCCUCAACAAUGAGGAAAAAUUGCCUUAUGCAUUUUAUGUAUCAAACCACGAGCUCGUGGUGCAGCUUGAUUCGUACCUGCAGAACAACAAAGUGUCUCUGGAGAAGGUCUUGACAAUAGUUUACCAGCCUCAAGCAGUAUUUCGAAUACGUCCAGUUACUCGCUGUUCUUCAACUAUUACUGGUCAUACUGAGGCUGUACUUUCAGUUGCCUUUAGUCCUGAUGGACGGCAGUUGGCAAGCGGGUCAGGUGAUACGACUGUUCGUUUAUGGGAUCUAAAUACUCAGACUCCAUUAUUCACGUGUAAAGGCCACAAGAACUGGGUACUUUGUAUUGCAUGGUCGCCGGAUGGUAAACAUCUUGUUAGUGGAAGCAAGGCUGGAGAACUUCAAUGCUGGGACCCACAGACUGGGAAUCCAUCUGGCAAUCCACUUAUUGGCCAUAAGAAAUGGAUAACCGGGAUUUCAUGGGAGCCAGUGCAUCUUAAUGCACCAUGUCGUCGCUUUGUGAGUGCAAGUAAAGAUGGUGAUGCAAGAAUAUGGGAUGUUUCAUUGAGGAAAUGUGUCAUGUGUCUUACUGGACACACGCUUGCUAUAACCUGUGUUAAAUGGGGUGGAGAUGGAGUAAUAUAUACUGGAUCUCAGGAUUGUACAAUUAAAAUGUGGGAGACUUCACAAGGGAAGUUAAUACGUGAAUUGAAGGGCCAUGGGCAUUGGGUUAAUAGUCUGGCAUUGAGCACAGAAUACGUUCUUCGGACUGGUGCCAACGAUCACACUUGUAAGCAAUAUUCAUCUCCAGAGGAAAUGAAGAAGGUAGCUUUAGAAAGGUAUAAGAAAAUGAGGGGCAAUGCUCCCGAACGUUUGGUCUCAGGCUCAGAUGAUUUUACCAUGUUUUUAUGGGAACCUGCUGUCAGCAAACACCCCAAAACUCGUAUGACUGGUCAUCAACAGCUCGUCAAUCAUGUUUACUUUUCACCUGAUGGGCAAUGGAUUGCAAGUGCCUCCUUCGAUAAGUCAGUCAAGUUGUGGAAUGGUAUUACAGGAAAGUUCGUUGCUGCAUUUCGUGGUCAUGUUGGGCCUGUCUAUCAAAUAAGCUGGUCGGCAGACAGUAGGUUGCUACUGAGUGGGAGCAAAGAUUCGACUUUAAAGAUUUGGGAUAUCCGGACACAAAAGUUGAAACAAGACCUUCCUGGCCACGCAGAUGAAGUUUUUGCAGUCGACUGGAGUCCCGAUGGUGAGAAAGUAGCAUCUGGUGGUAGGGACAGAGUUCUGAAGUUAUGGAUGGGCUAGAAAAUUCAGCAAGGAUGGAAGUGCACACCUACUGGAUGUACUCAACGCCGUGCUCUGCAGUGUUUGGAAAUAACUACAGAAGAAAGCAUGAUAUACUGUAGUAUAUGUGCAUUUCGGGAUUGAUCAGGAAAAAGCAUGCCUUUUUAUGUGGUGAUGAUGAAGAAGAAGAGCUGUGUAUUUAUUGCCGUUCUGUGUGAGGGAUGAUAGCUAUGGCAGAUUGGUUUCAAAUGGCUACUUCACAACUUUUAAAAAUGUGAAUUUAUUGUUGGUUACUGAUAUGAUUUUAUCAUAUUCUCUUUAUUCUGUUUUUUCCUCUGGUAUUAUUAUGACCUCAAAUUUUCGGAAAAUGAUAAUUUAUUCUAGUUGAUGUCGUUAUUUUAUAAAAAUUAAAGCUUA
Olea europaea var. sylvestris is the source of this 1925-nucleotide messenger RNA. RefSeq names its product notchless protein homolog. Gene Ontology annotation, cellular component: nucleolus. Gene Ontology annotation, biological process: ribosomal large subunit assembly. NCBI's taxonomy places the organism in Eukaryota, Viridiplantae, Streptophyta, Magnoliopsida, Lamiales, Oleaceae. Gene Ontology annotation, molecular function: protein binding. The record is from RefSeq and is a predicted model, not a curated record. The transcript has 13 exons. Bases 42 to 1529 code for a protein of 495 amino acids.